AUGCUUGCCACUACUCCCAGAGCAGCUGCACGCUCAACCCGAGCAUUGAGAGCUCGACCGGUGCCCAUUCGAGCCCGUCAACCAAGAAACUUUCGCCUCCAAUCCACAGGCCCGGCGCAGUCCGGCAGUGAGGCCUCUGGUGGCGCAAGCCAUGCUCUGCUAGGUGGCGUAGCCGGCGGUCUUGUCGCCUUCCUAGGGGGUUACUUGUGGUAUUCUUUCUCGGGAGCUAAGUCCGUGGUCAACAGUGUCCACCAGGCUAAAUCAUACGCCGACUCUGCUUUCAAGAAAACCACAGCCGCCGCACCAGAGCCAAGCGAAGCAAUAAAAUGGCUUCGAGAAACGAUUACCGGCUACACAAGGAUGAUACCUGGCGCUUCGAUCUACGUUGACAAAGCGUUUGAUGAUCUGGACAAGGUACACGAGAAGCACGGUGACGAAGUGGACAAGGUUAUCAAUGAAACAUACAAGAACCUCAAGGCCACCACGCAGAAGGGAUUCAGUGUUGAGGCUGCUAGUGAUGCCUGGGAUAUCCUACAGGACUGCCUCAAGCGUAUCGGCUCACUCGCCGGUGACGCUGCUCAGGAUAUCCUCAACAACCAUCCUCAGCUUAAGGAAAAUGUUGGAGGCAAAUUCGAACAGCUGAAGCGCAUGGGUGAUGAGUAUGGACCUGAAGCCAAGAAGCAGGUUGAUGACACAUGGAAGCAGGCUCAAGACAUUCUCAAGGGUGGCUUCAGCGCUGGAACAUUGAAAAAGAUUCAGGAUUUGAUACAAGAAAAGACCCAGGAGUUGAAGAAGUAUGGCGAUCAGGCAUGGCAGAAAGGGAUUGAACAAGCCAAACCUCUUUUGGACAAGCAGCCUGAACUGAAGAAGCUUGUCGAGGAAAACAAAGACAAGUUAUUGCAAGGUGACCUGGGCCAACUAUGGCAAAAGCUGCAAGAGGCGGCGAAAUCAGGCAAUACCGACGACAUUCAGAAAUUUGUCAAGGAACAGACUGACGAGGUAUCCGGCCAAGCAGGCAGCGGUAUUGAACAGUUUCUGAAGAUGAUCCCAGGUGGCCAAGAGCUAGGUCCGAAACUCCAGCAGCUACAGGAGCUAAGCCAAAAGCACGGAGAAGAGGCGGAGAGACUAUUGAAGAGUGCCAUUGAGGAUGUAAAGAAGGUGCUCGCGCAGAAAGUUGAGGAGGGUCAGAAGCUGAAGAACAAGGUCGAGAAAGACGCGAAGAGCUGA
Messenger RNA from Exophiala aquamarina CBS 119918, 1227 nucleotides. RefSeq lists its product as uncharacterized. The transcript has a single exon. NCBI's taxonomy places the organism in Eukaryota, Fungi, Ascomycota, Eurotiomycetes, Chaetothyriales, Herpotrichiellaceae. Bases 1 to 1227 code for a protein of 408 amino acids. The record is from RefSeq and is a predicted model, not a curated record.